Molecule: messenger RNA, 963 nt
Organism: Seminavis robusta
Lineage: Eukaryota; Bacillariophyta; Bacillariophyceae; Naviculales; Naviculaceae
Source: the annotation of a GenBank genome assembly
AUGACACAAUCAUCCUCGUUGAUCCUCGACAACGAGGCGACAGCGAUUGGCCAGAGCCAUCACAAGGACAUGACAAUGCCUGCCUCCACAUCAAUCGACAACACGACCAAUGACGAAGGUCGUCAUUGCCGCUCCGGCAAUAUCACCAAGAAAGCCGCCGAUCAAGCAGAGUGGACUCCAGUGUAUCUCAACUACAACAAGAAACUCACAUUCACAGGGAUCGUAGUUCAGAUCAAGUCGCUACGAGUCAACGUUGUCAGAGAGGAUAUUGGAGACGGCAAUGACAAGGAGGAGUUGCCAGCGACAAUCGUGCUUCGCAAAAAGUUGAACGAACCCACUGGUGCAUAUGCUGGACCUGGCCAUCUCAUGAACGACCUUGAACUCGAUACGGAAUGUAGUCAUUACGACAAUGGCGAUUCCUUAGAAAAAUUCUGCUUCAAUAAGGACCUGCCAUUGAUUGACUUUUCCAACAAGCCCAGCAAGUUUCACGACUCGGACGAAGAUUUCUUUGAUAUCAAGUUUCCUUUUAGUACCGAUAGCUGCAACAGUCGCAGUACCCGAGUCCGUACAUGUAGUAAGAAAACUGCCUUGUCUACCAGUGAUAACAUCGUGACCAAGCGCCUGAAGAAACGAAACAACGGUAGCACUCGACGAAAGACACUGGGAAGCGCACGAUCCAUCACACGUUCGGCGGCUGCCGACAUGACUCCUCAGAUUCGGGCAGGAGACUUGGUCAAAGUGAUUCUCUAUGACAGAGCCCAUGGACGCUCCAUGAUGGCCCGAGUUUGGAUUGAAGUCAUCUCUGUCACGGCCACGGGGUGGAUCACGGGUUUGAGCUGCGAAACCUUGCCAAUCUUCGGGAUCAAGCGAAGCUUUGCAGCUGUUGACCUGCUGGCUUUUCAAACGACGCAUGUGCUGGGUGUCAUUCAUGGGGAGAACUGGGGAGAUUACAAAGGCUGCUAG